CCUACAUUUCCCACUUCAGCUCUAGCAGGCCUCGAACCUUUCGAACCUCGUGAGAAUCGGAGACAAGAAUCCGUCAUUUUUGGGUUCCGGUUCGGAUUUUUUUAGCAAUGGCGGAGGAAUCGGAGAGUAAGCACUCGGCGGUGGAGUCGGUGAUGGAGAAGAUAAGCGAGAAGAUUCACGGCCACGAUUCAUCCUCGGAUUCGGAUCACGAGAAACCGGGUUACACUUCUACUGUUCAGUUUAAGAUUUUUCGGUUGUUUGGAAGAGAGAGACCAGUUCAUCAUGUGCUUGGUGGUGGAAAACCUGCUGAUGUAUUCUUGUGGAGGAAUAAGAAGAUUUCAGCUGGUGUGCUUGGUGGAGCAACUGCAAUUUGGGUCCUUUUUGAACUGGUUGAAUACCAUCUACUUACUUUAAUCUGCCACAUCUCGAUACUCUGUCUUGCACUAUUGCUCUUGUGGUCCAGCGCUCAUACCUUCAUCCACAAGACCCCACCUCGCAUUCCCGAAGUUUAUUUACCAGAGGAACCAUUCGUCCAAGUUGUCUCAGCUCUAACUACUGAAUUGAACCGUGUGUUGAAGCUGCUGCGAGAUAUUGCAUCUGGAAGUAAUCGGAAGGAAUUUCUUAUGGUUAUAGCUGCAUGCUGGGUUCUGUCAAUCGUGGGGAGUUGGUGCCACUUCUUGACCUUGUACUAUAUAUCUUUCGUGUUGCUGCAUACUCUGCCUGUUCUAUAUGAGAAGUAUGAGGACAAGGUUGAUCCAUUUGCCGAGAAGGCUAUGAUUGAGAUUAGAAAGCAAUAUGCAGUUUUUGAUGCCAAGGUUCUGAGUAAAAUUCCGAAGGGUCCUUUAAAGACCCAGAAGGUUUAGGCAAACAUUUGGCUGGUUCUUGGUUUCCAGGGCGUGGGGGUGUGCUCCAUUCACAUUAGGUGCAGGCAUUUCUUCCUCAAACAAACUUUUAUGAAUGGUUUUCAGUUCAAAAUCUGUAUCAUCAAAAGGCAAUCAGUUUUUUAGCAAUAUGCCAAGAUUACAAAUGGCGCCAUAAGGUGAUAAUAUUUUUAUGUAGCUUUGUUUAAUUUGGAUAGCAUUAAGCUUUUUUUACAUUGGUUGCC
Molecule: messenger RNA, 1105 nt
Organism: Hibiscus syriacus
Lineage: Eukaryota; Viridiplantae; Streptophyta; Magnoliopsida; Malvales; Malvaceae
Product: reticulon-like protein B5
Exons: 5
Coding region: 108-863 (251 amino acids)
Source: RefSeq, a predicted model, not a curated record